AACAUCAGUAACAGGGCCUGGGUUUAACUCGACAUCUGACGACAAAAGCAGGAUUCUAGCAAACUGAAUCCAUGAUGUCAAUACAUUCACUUGAAGAUGACAUCCAGGCAUAGGAGACAUCAUAAGCGACACGAGGAAUACGAUACUUACAGCAGUGACACUGAUUACUAUUCAGAAACCGACGAGAGAAGAAAAGCUUGUAUUAAAAGAACAAGCUCCCUGGGAGCACCAAGGGACAGACACGCCAAGCCGUGUCUUGUAAACCGAGCCCGAUCAGCGAGUUUUGAGAAUUCAAGUAACGAGGACGGUGAUGUGAGCUGCGUGUCGUCGGUCUGUUCUACACCUGGUCGGUCACGAAGAUCAUCUAGAAACACAGACAGUUUCAGUACGGAAGGUGCAGUGGGCUUUGAUGACGCCAUGGACGGAGACGACAGUAAGAUCAUCAUCAUCAACAACAUCGUCGGCGCCAAGUGCCUGGGGGCGGUGCCGAGGGACACGUCUAGUCCGCGACUGGGAGAUAAAAUAACCCUGCUGGUGGAUGGCAAGAGAUUUGUGGUGGAGCCCGAACUUUUUCGGCAGCAUCCAAAUACUAUGCUUGGAAGGAUGUUCACGUCUUCCAUUGAGCACAACUUCACACGUCCCAAUGAGCGUGGGGAGUAUGAGGUGGCUGAGGGCUUCUCUGCCUCAGUGUUCAGAGCCAUUCUGGAUUUCUAUCGGAAUGGCAUCAUCCGCUGUCCUCCAAAUGUCACAGUACAAGAGCUGAGGGAGGCCUGUGACUAUUUGCUCAUACCUUUCGACUCGAUGACAAUCAAGUGUCAAAACCUGCGUUCCCUGCUUCACGAGCUGUCUAAUGAGGGCGCCAGACAGCAGUUCCAGCUCUUCCUGGAGGACAUGAUCCUGCCUCUCAUGUGUGAAUGUGCUCAGCGUGGUGAUCGUGAGUGCCACAUCGUUGUGCUCUGUGAGGAUGAUAUCGUAGACUGGGACGAGGAGUAUCCCCCUCAGAUGGGAGAGGACAACCCUCAAAUCAUACACAGUGGGAAGAUGAAUCGGUUCUUCAAGUACAUAGAGAAUCGAGAGGUGGCCAAGACAGUGCUGAAGGAGCGCGGGCUGAAGAAGAUCAAGAUCGGCAUUGAGGGCUACCCAACGUAUAAGGAGAAGAUCAAGAGAAGGAGAGGGGGCAGACCUGAAGUGAUCUACAACUACGUUCAGAGGCCAUUCCUGCGCAUGUCCUGGGAGAAAGAGGAGGCCAAGAGUCGCCACGUGGACUUCCAGUGUGUCAAGUCCAAGUCGAUCACCAACAUCGCCGAGGCUUCGGCCGACCCCACCAUCGACCAGCCCCCGCCGACGCCGGCAGUGGUUCAACAUCAGGGUGCCGACGGGCAGCUGCACUUGAUCCCACCACAGCCCUCCCCCUCGGAGCCGUAUGUGGAUAUCAACCUGCUACCGGAGGGUGAGGUGGAUUGAUACGUGGGGCACGUGGUGUCGGAGGGCUGCUUCAAGCCACUGUGGAUGCUGUUUGGUUGCUGAUGGGGUUGGUGAUAUGGCAGAAUGGCUUGUUAGGGGUGAAAUAAGUGGAUGCUGCUUCGGUUUCUUUUAGGUUUCAUCUGGCUGUUCUUUUUUCUGUGCAUUUUUUAACAGAGAAAUGUUGAAUUUUAUUGUGUAAUCAGUGUAUUUUUGCAAUUUUAAAAGGAAAAUGAAUAUAAAAGGUGUUAUUUGAUUAACUUCCCUGAUAAAACACAUACUUUGAAAUGUAUUUGCAAUAGCAAGAAAUGGUUUAGACAAUUACUAAGCUCGUAAAAAGCAGCAUCCCCUGCCGAUAUUUGGUCUGUCUAACAUUCUUUGAUACACUUAUGUCAUGGAAUCACCCUCAUCAAUUUCGGACAAAAUGUUUGUUUCCACAGUUUUUACUGUAUCUUCCAUAGAAUUUUUCUUCUUACACAUAAAGAAGACAGAUUGAAAAACAUAUACAAUGUAUUAGGCCAUCUGAGGCAGAUUGGUGAAAGAAUUUUGUUGCCACCUGACUUCAGAAGCUUUACUAUGUCUUAUAAAAUAUUGUUUGUGGGUUUGUCAACGGAUACAUAUUUGGUCAUGAAAGAAUUUUUCCUGCAUAUUUAGCUUAAAUGUUAAGUUUGUUUUUUAGGUUGGCAAAUUUUAGCUUUUAUGUUUUCACACAUCAAGCUAUAAAGACCACUGCCAUCCAUAAAUUUAUUUUGUCUUGAACAGGAGAAAAUUAAAAAUGUUAUUAUUUAUUGGUAAAGUAAUUUCUCUAUGGUACAUGAUAUACUUGUAACAGUUCAGGAAAGCUAUGGUAUUCUUCUGGUCCGACUUUACUUUUUUUUUAAGAUUUUGUUUUUGUAAUGUUAAAGGGGUUGUUUAUCAAGCAGUAGUAUCACAAGUAUUUAGGUUUUAAUGUAAGUGAAAAAAGAAACUGGAGAAAAUUGCAAAUCAAUUAAAUUGAUGGUUGUUUUCAAAAGUAUUGCUCAAAAUGUAGAGAAUAGGCAUUAUGCUGCUGUAAAAAGGUAUAAUGUUUUACCUAAUCAAAAUAAUGUUUUGAUUGUGAACAUUAGCUGACUAUGUUUUAUUGGUGUAGAAAGUUUGGUAUUACUCAGCUGUUUUUUGUUGUUAAUAUUAAAUUAAUGUUGUUGUUGGUUUUCUUAGUAUUUUGUAGGUAGAUAGUUAUUUGAAUACGUUAGUAACCCAAAUUAAGCUUAGGUGUGUAUAUAUGUUAUGAGGUAUUUUUUCCCCAUUUAAAGAAGCAAACAAGAUAAAAUGCAUAUUGAAUUAAAGUAAUUUAGUCUUGGAGCUUUGCAAUUAAUCUAUUUUUUUACUUUUAAGACCCUAUGUGAAUAUUGUCUAAGAAUUUCUAUAGCAAAUCUUGUGUUUGUGCUUGGCUUGCCUAUAAAUCACUUUUCGCCAGUGUGUAACACUGACCUUAUAUUGACUCACAGCUUUUUAUCGAUGGAUGAGAUAUUUAGAUAUAUACUUUGUACAUAUAUGCAUACGGGUAGCAGUAUUAUAUGUAGAAAACUACCCUACAAGGGAGACUUUGGGGAACAUUUGAAAGGCUACAUGUGGAUUUUUCGAGAAGAGGUUGCAAGUGCUUCUAUAAUUUGAUUGCUUUGCUUUAUGAUAAUCACUUUUGUUAUUUGCACAAUUAUCAUAUUUGCCCAUGUGAAAUGUGUUUUAAAUGGUGAAUGACAGCAAUGGG
Molecule: messenger RNA, 3208 nt
Organism: Dreissena polymorpha
Lineage: Eukaryota; Metazoa; Mollusca; Bivalvia; Myida; Dreissenidae
Product: BTB/POZ domain-containing protein 10-like
Exons: 10
Coding region: 97-1464 (455 amino acids)
Biological process (GO): positive regulation of phosphorylation
Cellular component (GO): cytoplasm
Molecular function (GO): protein binding
Source: RefSeq, a predicted model, not a curated record